UGCAUCGAUAAACAAGUCCCGGAGCACUACUUAUCCAAUCAGAGAGGAGUUUGUUACAAGUUGAUGCCCAUGCUGUGUAGAAGAAGAAAAAAAACAUCAUGCGUUCUAACGUUGGCUCGGGUGGAGGUCAUAGACAGAACUGACAAAACAGUAGGGCUACAGACAUGGCGAAACUAUUUGAAUCCAUCGGGAAGUUGGGGCUGGCCCUCGCCGUUGGUGGAGGUGUUGUGAACUCGGCCCUCUUCAAUGUUGAUGCAGGUCAUCGGGCAGUUAUAUUUGACAGGUUCCGGGGAGUGCAAGAUGCUGUAGUUGGCGAGGGAACCCACUUCCUCAUUCCCUGGGUACAGAAGCCUAUCAUCUUUGACUGCCGUUCACGUCCGCGCAACGUGCCUGUCAUCACAGGCAGCAAAGAUCUGCAGAAUGUGAACAUCACACUGCGUAUCCUCUUCCGGCCGGUGACUAGCCAGCUCCCACGCAUCUUCACCAGCAUCGGAGAAGACUACGACGAGAGGGUACUGCCAUCCAUCACCACAGAGGUCCUCAAGUCCGUGGUGGCCCGGUUUGAUGCCGGUGAGCUCAUCACCCAGAGAGAGCUGGUGUCCCGGCAGGUCAGUGACGACCUGACAGAAAGAGCCAACACCUUCGGCCUCAUCCUGGAUGACGUCUCACUGACACACUUGACGUUCGGUAAGGAGUUCACAGAGGCUGUUGAGAUGAAGCAGGUGGCUCAGCAGGAGGCCGAGAGGGCCAGGUUUGUCGUGGAGAAGGCCGAGCAACAGAAACAGGCAGCCAUCAUCUCAGCAGAGGGUGACUCCCAGGCCGCCCUGCUCAUUGCUAACUCUCUGCAGGAGGCUGGAGAUGGCCUGGUAGAGCUGCGUAAGCUGGAGGCUGCCGAGGACAUCGCCUUCCAGCUGUCCCGCUCCCGCAACGUCACCUACCUGCCUGCCGGCCAGGGCACACUCCUGCAGCUGCCCCAGUGAGACCCACACACCCUGACCUAACCGCCCCUCCCUGUGACCAGCAAAUGCAUGGGCCGUGGAGGGGAUGUGGGGCGAGGGGAAUGGGCGUCAACCUUUACACACUCUCCUCCCACUAACUAUGGACUGGUGAAAUAAUUUCAGCUUCGGAGUGUGGUAAAGUUCUGAUGUUUGGUCAGUGUGUGGGGGAGGGAUCUAUGGUAAACUACAUAGUAAGUUCUGUCAAAAAAAAACAAUUGGUGAUGCAGUAAAUUACCUCUUGGAUUUGUCUAGCAAAUUCAGCGCAGUGACUGAGGGGCCUGUGAUAUGACAGUUGUAAUUGUUAAUUUAGGGAAAGGGCUGUUUGGAAUAUCAUGAGAGAGAUGGAACAUUUUAGCCCUAUUGUAACCACCACAGCAAUCACAAUACUGGGGAUUUAUUGAUCUGAGAGGACACGCUAUUUAAUCAACUGGAUUUACAUUCAUCUCAGUCAAUCACAAACUUCCCUGGGUGAAUAAGAUCCUACUACUAUUCACCAAAGUAGUGUGGGAUCCAAAGCACCCUUGUUUUCCCACUCAUAACUUUAAAUGACCUACAAACAAAUGAUCUGAACUAAUCUAUCCAGAGCCAUAUAUUGUAAAUUUGACUCUGAAUUUACCCAUCCCUUUGACUGUCUAUUGUGUAGAGAUGGUCUGUCAAAUGUCCUCUCACAAGCUAGCUUUCCUAAAAUCCUCCCAGUUUGAUUGCCAUGGCAUCCCAGUGCUGCACUCCCCUCUACUUGAUUGGAUCCUCUACAGAAUCAUCUUUGGUUUACCAGCACGCUGUCCACACCACCUCAUCCAUGGCCCUCCUAGCCCAGUGGUAUGAAACGUGCCUGUAAGAUGGUCAAGGGUUGCAUCCUUCCCUCGUUCUUUUAAAGUAUGUCGUUGUCUUUAUUUUGGAGGGAGGAUAUGCAAGCCACCGCAUUCCACUCAAUGUCUCAACUUAACAAUAAAAUUCUUAUUUCUACAGCAAAGUGACAGCUCUUUUUUUUUUUGUGUGUGUGUAACCAAGUCUGUGAAACGUGACACGGUUGUUAUGGUUUUCUCAUUUGUAGCUACAAGAGGGCCCUGUAAAUGUAUUGUGAAUUUUGCAUCCAAUUUCUGGAUACCUGUACUUGAGUGCAUAAAUAUAAAAUGUAGACCAGAUUUAACUUCUGUCUGCCAUUGUGUAAGUUCUGUAAUAAAGGACUCCCUAAGCAUC
Oncorhynchus tshawytscha (Chinook salmon) is the source of this 2198-nucleotide messenger RNA. RefSeq names its product prohibitin. The coding region runs from base 165 to 980 and encodes 271 amino acids. Gene Ontology annotation, biological process: mitochondrion organization. The transcript is spliced from 7 exons. Gene Ontology annotation, cellular component: mitochondrion; membrane. The record is from RefSeq and is a predicted model, not a curated record. NCBI's taxonomy places the organism in Eukaryota, Metazoa, Chordata, Actinopteri, Salmoniformes, Salmonidae.